UUGACUCGUGAUCACAAACGGGGCUGGAGAGGGGCUCGCCGAGACAUUUUUGAUGAAAAUGUACGAAAAUCCGUCAACAUGGACUAUACUUGACAAUCGGAUCAUCCAUUGACCCUCUGACAGACAUCUUGUCAGUUACUCAUCAUGUCUGGACAGCAGCAGUCGCCUUCACGCCCCGCAGUUCGAAGGCAUUCCUCACAAGUCCGAUUCUCACGGGGCGAUCGAUCGCCCAUAGGUACACUCACAUCUGAAGAGUCGAGUCAGGGGGAUUCGGGCACGCUGCGAGGCAGAGCCCAAGCUCCGUCGCAUACUCGAGGACACAGUGAUUUCAACGAUAUCAAUACGUAUCCUGUCGCCAGCGAGACCAGUCAUUCCGGUUACACCAAUCCAUACUAUAACAGCGAAGCGGACGAGACGGAGCUUGACACUCGGUCUCAAAGAGAUUCCGCUCAGAGCUCAGAGACCAUAGUGGCUGCAGACCACAAUCGUGGCGGACUAAGAGAUUCUUACACUUCGACCCCUCCUCGGAUUCAAACUCGACGUGCGACGAACCCAACUAACAUGGUUCCUCCUUCGGACAAGCGGCAAGACAUCUCGACGCCUCCCGCCACUAUGCGCGGUAAUGGACCCAUGAACCUACCCACCGGCGGUCGACCGAGCAUGGCGACGCCUCCUGCACCCGCUCCGUAUGUUGAAGAAAUGCUAUCACCAAAGUCGAUGCCGUCCGAAUGGGGUUCGCCUGCGUCCCAAUGGCAACCUCAGCCUCCCAGCCCCAGUCCCGCGAGACCACCCUCGGCUUUGAAGCAGACCUCGGCAUCCCCCAUCCCGACUGGGCCUCCUAUUCCUGGCUCUACUGCAGGCUUCAUGGGGCAAGGUUUCAGACAGUUUGACCAACCUGGGCCCAUCUACGCGCCUCCACCUUUCCCACCAUCCACCCCAGCUGCUAGCCAUGAACCCAUCGCGCCUCAGCAAGGGACUGAUCCAGGUUCAGAGCCAAGGUUCUCCCUGCGAGAAUGGCAAGAAUACCAGCAGCGUCAACAAUGGGCUCAAAACGUCGGUCGACACGAUUCGGAUGAGACACUCACAGGAGGAUAUCCCGUCAACACUGAGAAACCUUCUGUACCUCGAGGCUCAGAGGCUAUGCAUCUCGAGCCAGUUGGGCCGAAUGAGCAAACUGGGAUGAGGCGACGAACAACACGUGAAGUUGAAGGCAAUGACGAGGUCCAUCACGUCAAGGGCGGAGUAUUUUCCCAGCUCCUCCGGCUCGCGGGUCGGAGCAAUACGCUGAAGAAUCGAAACAUGUCAAUUGGAGCCAGUAGUCAAGGCACUUCAGGAGAGCUUCCCAUCAUGGAGAAUCUGGGCAUCAGAUCUCGAGCAAACUCAUUCACGUCGACCAUCUUCCCCAUGGACGAGCUCGAGCCUGAUGACCCUCGGGUGACAGGUAAGAAGCCCAAGCCUAAGGAUCCAAAUUGGGACGACUUGGCGUAUGUUCAGACCACGGGAGUGGUUCGCAAGCGUAAAGGCUCCAUUCAACUCCAUGUAGCGGGUGAGACCAGGGUUCGUUUUGCUUUGGCUGAUAGUAGACAUUCUCACCCGCCAACAAUUCAUCUUGAAGCUCGCAAAAGCAUUGAUGGUAUUUGGAGCGCCAUCUCAUCGGGUCGAAUCUCAACUUAAUGCCACGGCAAAUGUCUUGGAGGUUGACGCCCAGUUUAUUCACCUGCCAUCGAUCGUCAUUGCUUCUUUUGGUGAUCCUGAUACGCGUACAUCCGACACGCAAUUCAUCAAAGCAUCUGG
This is a messenger RNA of Kockovaella imperatae, 1794 nucleotides long. RefSeq lists its product as hypothetical. Lineage: Eukaryota; Fungi; Basidiomycota; Tremellomycetes; Tremellales; Cuniculitremaceae. Bases 145 to 1674 code for a protein of 509 amino acids. The transcript has a single exon. The record is from RefSeq and is a predicted model, not a curated record.